AGGGGAGGGGAGAAGAUGGCGACUUCGAACAAUCCGCGGAAAUUCAGUGAGAAGAUCGCGCUGCACAACCAGAAGCAGGCGGAGGAGACGGCCGCCUUCGAGGAGGUGAUGAAGGACCUGAGCCUGACGCGGGCCGCACGGUUACAGUUACAGAAAACACAGUAUCUGCAGUUGGGACAAAGCCGUGGCCAGUAUUAUGGAGGGUCCCUGCCCAACGUGAACCAGAUUGGGAAUAGUUCCAUGGACCUGCCCUUCCAGCGCGGCGGAGUUCUGGGAGAGACCUUGGGAGCAACUUCUGUCUCUUUGACUCCCUUUCAGUCAUCGGGAUUGGACACAAGUCGGACGACUCGUCAUCACGGGCUGGUGGACAGAGUGUACCGGGAUCGCAACAGGCUCGGCUCCCCCCACCGCCGCCCCUUGUCGGUGGAUAAGCACGGGAGGCAGGUGGACAGCUGUCCCUAUGGCACCGUGUAUCUGUCGCCUCCGUCGGAUACCAGCUGGAGAAGGACCAAUUCUGAUUCUGCCCUGCAUCAGAGCACGAUGACCCCCACGCAGCAAGAGUCCUUUGCAGGAGGGUCCCAGGAUAUGCAGCAAAAACGAGUCCUAUUGUUAACAGUCCCAGGAAUGGAAGAAACCACAUCGGACACAGACAAAAAUCUCUCGAAACAAGCAUGGGACACGAAGAAGACAGGAUCAUCAAGGCCUAAGUCCUGUGAAGUCCCAGGAAUCAACAUCUUUCCAUCAGCUGACCAGGAGAACACUACAACCCUGAUUCCCGCGGCUCAUAACACAGGAGGCUCUCUGCCCGACCUGACAAACAUCCAUUUCCCCUCCCCUCUCCCAACACCCCUGGAUCCCGAGGAGUCCACGUUCCCGGCCCUGAGCAGCUCCAACAGCACUGGUAAUCUUGCCGCCAACUUGACCCACCUGGGCAUCAGCACUGCCAAUCAGGGGAUGACAACAACUCAAGGGUCCUCACCACAGCAUCGCCAGCCCGCCGUCAGUCCCCUGUCCUUGAAUGCGGAGGCGAGACGCCAACAGACCCAGCAGAUGUCUCCCACGCUGUCACCUCUGUCGCCAAUUACUCAGGCUGUGGCUAUGGAUGCGUUGUCCCUUGAGCAGCAGCAGCAGCUUCCCUACUCAUUUUUCACCCAGACGAGUUCGCAACAGCAGCAGCAACAGCAAUCUCAGCAGCAGACCCAGGUGCCAAGCGGCCUGUCCCAGAACACCCCCUUAUUGCAGAGCUCUGGUUUACAGCGGGGGACGGAGCUUCCCCCACUCUCAGUCACGGUACCAUCUACUAUCCCCCAGUCCCCUCCAGGCAACCAGACUCAGCCUUCGAUGGGAAUAGACAUCACCUCGGCUUCACUCCAGCAGUACCGCAGUAAUGCUGGAUCCCCAGCCAACCAGUCUCCCACCUCUCCUGUCUCCAAUCAAGGCUUCUCUCCUGGCAGCUCCCCUCAACAUUCUUCCAUUCUGGGCAGCGUAUUUGGUGAUUCCUUUUAUGAUCAGCAGAUGACAGCGAGGCAGGCCAAUGCCCUGUCCCAUCAGCUGGAACAGUUUAAUAUGAUAGAAAAUGCCAUCAGCUCCAACAGCCUGUACAGCCCGUGCUCCACGCUUAACUACUCCCAGGCCGCCAUGAUGGGUCUGACGGGGAGUCAUGGCAACCUGCAGGACUCUCAGCAGCUAAACUAUUCGAGCCACGGAAACAUCCCCAACAUCAUCCUUACAGUGACAGGCGAAUCCCCUCCCAGUUUAUCAAAAGAACUGACCAGCACUUUGGCAGGAGUCGGCGACGUCAGUUUUGAUUCCGAUUCCCAGUUUCCCCUGGAUGAACUCAAGAUUGACCCUUUAACCUUAGAUGGACUUCACAUGCUCAAUGACCCCGAUAUGGUCCUCACCGACCCCGCCACAGAGGACACUUUCCGAAUGGACCGGCUGUAGAGCAAGGACCCCUGUGCACCUAGGAGUAAAAAGGCAUCCUGGGGCCCAGCCGAACUGAAAUAAUCCAAUGGGUCAGUUGUGUCAGAUUCCCAGAGUUAUUGAGGGCAGCUGCUCUGCCCUGUUCAAUGAGUAAAGCUUGUUGUUCUAAGCUUGCAGUGCUGCAGACCUCCCCCCUCCC
Messenger RNA from Tachyglossus aculeatus (Australian echidna), 2122 nucleotides. It is a transcript of the gene CRTC1, whose product is annotated as CREB regulated transcription coactivator 1. The transcript has 15 exons. Gene Ontology annotation, cellular component: cytoplasm; nucleus. Gene Ontology annotation, biological process: positive regulation of transcription by RNA polymerase II; protein homotetramerization. The record is from RefSeq and is a predicted model, not a curated record. Gene Ontology annotation, molecular function: cAMP response element binding protein binding. The coding region runs from base 16 to 1944 and encodes 642 amino acids. NCBI's taxonomy places the organism in Eukaryota, Metazoa, Chordata, Mammalia, Monotremata, Tachyglossidae.